GCGAUUUUAGCUUGAACUAGCUAUCGGCAACUACCCGUGCGACAAGAGACGCAAAGUUAUAAAAUCUAACGCACCCUGUUUUUGUCUUCGUCCUCUUUUAGAGAACCAAUCACAGGCAGCGGUGAUGUAAACAAGGAAAUAGCUUGUGAAAUUGACAAAAAUGCGAAACGUAUAUGACGCUCCUAGAGCAGAAGUACCCGUUUCACUUUUACGAAGUAGGAUCCUUGUGUUCAUUUGAGGACAUCGAUUGACGCCGUGAUCAUUAGUUACAGUUUUUUUUAAAUGAGACUACUGUUUAUCCCGUGUUGGUAUUGACUGGACAAUGGAUGAAACACACAAGAAGAUUCUUCAGCGCAACAGAGUCAAACUGGUCACCGUCUUGGAUCCAGCAAAGCUCUGUGAUCGACUUCUUGAAAAAGGAGUUUUCACCCAAGACAUGAUCGAUGAGAUACAGAGCGCUGGGACCACCAGACGAGACCAGGCUAGGCAAUUAGUCCUGGACUUAGAAACCCGUGGGAGUCGGGCUUUCCCGUUAUUUCUGGAGUGCCUUCGGGAGACAGGUCAGCAGAGUCUGGCAGAGCUCCUACAGAAUGGAGCUCCAGCUGUUACCCUGCAGCCUGCGACACCCACUAAACUUGAAAUCCAGCCUCUUCCCAUUUCCUCUCCAAUGGAUGGUGACAAGCCAAGUAAAGUGCCUGACUGUCCGUUAGAGAAGCCGAGCACAACUCCUAGUCCGUCACCCAACGGGGAACAGUUAAGACCAAAACCACCAGGCAGAAUAAGAAGGGACAGCAUUCAGAACUAUAAAAUGGAUGCCAGCCCAUGCGGUCACUGCCUCAUCAUAAACAACAUGGAGUUUGAUCCUCAGACCGUGCUGAGCAAUCGCAAAGGCUCCAACAUAGACUGUGAAAAGCUGGAGAGACGAUUCAAGGCUCUCAACUUUGUCGUUGAAGUCAAGACAAACCUGAAACAAAGACAAAUCAAAUGCGAGCUGUCGGCUUUGUCGAAGAAGGAUCAUUCCCAGUAUGACUGCUGCGUGGUUAUCAUUCUGUCCCACGGCACUGAGGUGAAUCACAACCGCUUUCCUGGUGCCGUGUAUGGUGUGGACGGCCUUUACAUACCAGUGCAGCACAUUACAAACUACCUCAAUGGCCAGCAUUGCCCUUCUUUACAAGGCAAACCUAAACUGUUCUUCAUCCAGGCCUGUGGAGGAGAUGAAAAAGACACGGGCUUUGAGGUGUCGCCCGAUGAGAUCAAUGCGUCCUUCGGUGGACUCGAUGACCAGACGGACGCUAUUCCAAUGUCAUCUAGCAGCGACUCCCUGAGCUUGUCUGACGAAGUAGACGCCAGAGCCACCCUCCCCACUCCGAGUGACAUCCUGGUGUCCUACUCUACUUUCCCAGGUUACGUGUCCUGGCGAGAUACCCAGGCGGGCUCGUGGUACAUCGAGACACUAGACCGCAUUCUAGAGGAAAACGGUUCCACCGAUGACUUGGUCACAAUGUUGAUGAUGGUUAACAACGAAGUCUCCCAGAACUCUGCAAAAGGGCUCUACAAACAAAUGCCCGGUUCCUUUAACUUCCUCCGCAAACGCCUCUACUUCCAAACCCAAGCACAGUGAAAAAGUGUGUCCUUCAGGAAGUAGUAGUUGAUUUCAGUUCCACAUUUCACAGCACAGUAACCUCUUUUUCAGCACAGGUACAAGGAGUUUGAAUGUGCUGUGACUGUGCUUUCACUGACUGGAUCAUGUCAUGUAGUUGUAUUGUCUAUUUCCAUACUGUGAACAUUUUUAGGUUAUUUUUCUUUCUUUUUUUUUUUAAUAUGGCAGGAGCAGUUGUCAGGGGAAAGCUUGGGAUCUAUUUAUGUGAAUCAGUUCUUUCAAAUGGCUCAUAAUGUUCAAUUUGUACUCUGCAUUCAUUUAACUUUUUCUCCAGUUUUGUCUAUUUGUACACUGAUCAUGUAUAAACUGCUGUUUUUUUGGGGGGAAAAAUUGGCAUUAAAGGUAUGGGAAGACUUUCAGUGACCUAGAUAUGAGUCACAUAUGUGAGCCAAAAGGAACGAAGAUGGGACUCCUGCAUGUUCUUUUAUUUCUUUCUGUAGUGAAUGUGCAUUAAGUUUAAAUUUAGCAGCCUCCACUGUGAGUGACUAUAGACAGGUUUUUUUUUUUUUUUGUUUUUUUUUUAAGAUGAA
Archocentrus centrarchus (flier cichlid) is the source of this 2190-nucleotide messenger RNA. It is a transcript of the gene casp9, whose product is annotated as caspase 9, apoptosis-related cysteine peptidase. The coding region runs from base 323 to 1621 and encodes 432 amino acids. Gene Ontology annotation, biological process: proteolysis; regulation of apoptotic process. NCBI's taxonomy places the organism in Eukaryota, Metazoa, Chordata, Actinopteri, Cichliformes, Cichlidae. The transcript is spliced from 10 exons. The record is from RefSeq and is a predicted model, not a curated record. Gene Ontology annotation, molecular function: cysteine-type endopeptidase activity.